Molecule: messenger RNA, 747 nt
Organism: Papaver somniferum (opium poppy)
Lineage: Eukaryota; Viridiplantae; Streptophyta; Magnoliopsida; Ranunculales; Papaveraceae
Exons: 1
Coding region: 1-747 (248 amino acids)
Source: RefSeq, a predicted model, not a curated record
AUGCAGCAUCAAAGUUUAGUUCUUGAUUCUUAUUUUCAAUCACAUCUUCUUUUCACUAACAAUAAGAAUCAUCUUUCUUUUCAAUCAAGAAAUCUCCUGAAUCUGAUCAAGAAAGAACCAUCUCAAUUACCUUUACAUUUCAAUCUCACAUCGUCUUCUCAAAGGAAAAGAUCGAGAACUAAUGCAAUUGUUUGUGCAAGGAAGAGAAGGGGAACAAUUGGAUUAGGUAAAUCUGGGAAAACCCUAAUAGAGUCUGCUUUACGAAUUGCGACGAAUCUGAAUUUCUUUCCCGAACCAGUUAAUCUGAUCAUCAGAGAAGGGCUAAGGAGUAAAGGUGGUAAUGGGGGAGGAUUUGGUGGUUCUUGGAAUGGGUUUAGAGGAGGAGGUGGAGGAGGUGAUGGAUGGAGAAGGAAGAAGAUGAAUUUGGGGAUUCUCAAGUAUCUGUUUGGUGUUUGCGUUUUGGUGCUGUUAUUGGUUUUCAGGAAGGAAUCUCAAGGGUUGAGUGAUUUAGGAAUUUUUGGGAUUUUAGGGUUGUUUUUGUUGAGUGUUCUUGAAAGAGAUUGGAAGAGAGGGAUCAAAAGUUGGGGUUUUGGAUUCUGUACUUGUGCUGUUUUGAUGAGCUUGGGCUUCAACAGAGGAGAAGAUUUGCAGAAAUGGGUCAAGAGUUUUAGGGUUUCUUCUUCACCAUUCAUGGAGUUUGUAACAAGAAGAAAAAGGACAUGGACAAGAAGAAGAAGAGCAUUGUGA